AUGUACGGUGCAGACGCGACGCGAGGCGACGCGAAAGCCGAGACGGACGGCUGGCGCUGCACGUGUGCGAUGCAGGCGUGCAAGCGGCGCGAGUUCGAGACGGACCUUAGUGAACUAUCGAUCUGGCUUCGGGAGCAGCUCGUCCCUUUCACGGUACUGUUUGGGUUGGCGUUCCAUAUGAGCUCAUCCUCUGAUGAGGUGGAAAUGUAG
Angiostrongylus costaricensis is the source of this 210-nucleotide messenger RNA. The record is from the annotation of a GenBank genome assembly. Lineage: Eukaryota; Metazoa; Nematoda; Chromadorea; Rhabditida; Metastrongylidae.